UCAGAGUGGGAAAUUUCGUUUACGUUUCAUGAUGACAAAAUUACAUCACAUUGUUCCCACCGGUUAAAGUAAAUGCUACUGUGCCCGCCCUUACAGACGGUGCACGCAGCAAAUAUUUCAUCAGCCUAAAUUAGUAAUUCUUUGUGAAAACAAUGCCUACAGCCGAAUCACUACCAAAUCACCAUCAAAAUGGAAAAGAACCUGCAGCACCCUGUCGAUCGUGUAUGGAUUUCAAAUCAUGGUCAAAACAGCAGCGCAAAUCUCUCAACACAAGUGCAGGUACAAACAGUGCUACAAAAGCUACUUCGGAUGCUGAAGUAGCGCAUCGCAAAACAGAUAAUACCGACGACCGGAGCGGUGGAUCACCACCAAACUGCCCGCUCGAUAAGGAACAGCUUGGGCGGUACACCUGGGGCUUACUUCAUACAAUUGCCGCUUACUAUCCAACGGUUCCUACAGAAAAGGAUGAGCGGAAUGUGCGGACGUUUUUCACUUCCUUCUCGAAGCUGUAUCCCUGCGAGUACUGUGCGAAAGACUUUCAGCAAGAAUUGAAAGAGAUGCCGCCGGAAACCAAGUCACAGCACGUUCUAUCGCAGUGGCUCUGUCGGAUACAUAAUCGAGUGAACGUGAAACUGGGCAAACCCGAAUUCGACUGCACAAAGGUGAACGAACGAUGGCGAGACGGUUGGUUGGACGGAUCUUGCGAUUGAAACUGUUCGGCUGUGUAUUGAUUUAAAAAUUAACCACAAAUGAGUCGUAUUUUUUGAAUGAUAACACGUACAUAUGUAAUAUGUGUUAAGAUUAUAUUUCUUUUAAGCUUCU
Messenger RNA from Anopheles funestus (African malaria mosquito), 822 nucleotides. RefSeq names its product FAD-linked sulfhydryl oxidase ALR (gene Alr). The coding region runs from base 153 to 710 and encodes 185 amino acids. Lineage: Eukaryota; Metazoa; Arthropoda; Insecta; Diptera; Culicidae. The record is from RefSeq and is a predicted model, not a curated record. The transcript has 2 exons. Gene Ontology annotation, molecular function: flavin-dependent sulfhydryl oxidase activity; flavin adenine dinucleotide binding. Gene Ontology annotation, cellular component: mitochondrion.